Messenger RNA from Nerophis lumbriciformis (worm pipefish), 2931 nucleotides. RefSeq lists its product as uncharacterized. Gene Ontology annotation, biological process: immune response. Lineage: Eukaryota; Metazoa; Chordata; Actinopteri; Syngnathiformes; Syngnathidae. Gene Ontology annotation, cellular component: external side of plasma membrane. The record is from RefSeq and is a predicted model, not a curated record.
UCCGAGUCAUUCAGAGGACCUGGAAGAAGACGACAGCUUCAUUUUGCUUUUGUAAAAGAGUAAUAUCUUUUAAAGUUGCACCGACAUCAUGAAUUUGUUGUUUUUCGUCCUUCUGGCCGUACAAAUGCAGAGCGUGUCUCCCGUGAUUCACGACCUGUCGUAUUUCCAAGAUAUAGAAUCUGAAGAUUCAUACAUCACAAAGUACAAUGAAUGGUGCCAUCUGGAUGCAGAUGUUAUUUGGCAAUAUAACAGCACCAACAGGAACGUCCUACCCCAACAGAACUGGAUGAAGAAGAUCACAGCAGAGGAUCCACAGUACUGGCAGAGAGCGACAGAGACCAGUGUUGCUGUUGAGCAGUUCUGCAGAAACAUGUAUGAACCUCACAUGAAGUAUUACACCAGCCCUGAAGAUACUUACUUAGGUAUGUGGGGUUCAGGAUGCCAAUGGGAUGAAGACACUGAUGAGAUCACAGGUUGGUAUUGGGAUAGGUUUGAUGGAGGAGAUGACUAUGUGGCAAGGAAUCCAUGGAGAUGGACCGCAGCAAAAGAACAAGCAGAUCCCCCCAAACUGAUCUGGGAUGGCGACAGAGCUCCACCAGAGUACUUCAAGGACCACAUUGAGAAUUGUCCUUCUGACUUGAAGAAGUACUUGGCUGUCCUAUUGAGAACAGACCUUCCAAUGGUGUCUCUAAACCAGAAGACACCGUCUUCUCCAGUCAGCUGCAACGCAACAGGUUUCUACCCCGACGACAAAGCCGUCAUGUUUUGGAGGAAAGACGGCGAGAAGCUCCUUGAGGGAGUGGAGCAAACAGAAAUGCUCGAAAACCAGGACGGAACCUUCCAGAUGUCGGUGGACCUGAAGGUGGCGGGCGACAUGGAGGGCAAGUACGAAUGUGUGUUUCAGCUGACUGGUGUCAAGGAGGACAUCGUCACCAAGCUGGAGAGCAGAAGCGUCCUGAGCAACUUGAGCGGUGAAGACCUCAAUACAAGCACAUCUGGUGACACAACCACUGAGAGCCAAGCCACGAUCCGACCUAGUACCACCAGUGGCACCUUCGAUGUCACCACUGAGAGCAACCAAAACACCACCCGACCUAGUAGCACCAAUAGCACCUUGGAUGUCACCACUGAGAGCAACCAAAACACCACCCGACGUAGUACCACCAAUAGCACCUUGGAUGUCACCACUAAGAGCAACCAAAACACCACCCGACCUAGUAGCACCAAUAGCACCUUGGAUGUCACCACUGAGAGCAACCAAAACACCACCCGACCUAGUAGCACCAAUAGCACCUUGGAUGUCACCACUGAGAGCAACCAAAACACCACCCGACCUAGUACCACCAAUAGCACCUUGGAUGUCACCACUGAGAGCAACCAAAACACCACCCGACCUAGUACCACCAAUAGCACCUUGGAUGUCACCACUGAGAGCAACCAAAACACCACCCGACCUAGUACCACCAAUAGCACCUUCGAUGUCACCACUGAGAGCUACCAAAACACCACCCGACCUAGUACCACCAAUAGCACCUUCGAUGUCACCACUGAGAGCAACCAAAACACCACCCGACCUAGUACCACCAAUAGCACCUUCGAUGUCACCACUGAGAGCAACCAAAACACCACCCGACCUAGUACCACCAAUAGCACCUUGGAUGUCACCACUGAGAGCAACCAAAACACCACCCGACCUAGUACCACCAAUAGCACCUUGGAUGUCACCACUGAGAGCAACCAAAACACCACCCGACCUAGUAGCACCAAUAGCACCUUCGAUGUCACCGCUGAGAGCAACCAAAACACCACCCGACCUAGUACCACCAAUAGCACCUUGGAUUCCACCACUGACAUCAACCAAAACACCACCAAACCAAUUCCUGAGCUCACCAAGUCCAAAGAUCAUCUGGAAGACAAGGUGUGCUCACCAGACGUGUGCAUCGUCUGUGUUGUUGCCACGACGGUGAUCCUUACAACGGUGGUCUAUCUGUCGAUCGCCAUCAUCAUCGUGAUGGUCAAGCGUUACAGAAAGACACAUGCUCCCGAUCCGGUCGUCCUUGUCUCAAUGAGAAUGCUUCCUGAGUGAGACACGGCAGCUGGACUGCUUGUGCACUGAAACACCGAGAUGUCUCCAUCAUCAUUUCACUAGGAGAUGAGAUGUACUUUGUUCUUCAUGAUACAUUAGUGUUAUACUCAUGUUUUACCAUGUCACGUUAUGCCAUGUCUCCUUUGAAUGCUUAGAAAAUGUGUUAUGAUCAUAUCAUGUUGUAUCAUGUUUUUGGUGUAUCGUCUUGAUUUUAAUCUUUAAGUGUGUGCUGAAAUGCAAACUAAGAGUCGUGGUAUCACCACUGUUUAUAUAUCAUGUUGUGUCACAUUUAUUUCAAUAAAUCAAUUUGUUCAUUCUGGCUCUUAAAGGAGGACCAGUCAGAAAGUUAUGUUACGAGAAGAACACAUAGAGAAGAGAAACAAUUGUGUUUUUACAGCACAAACUGAAAGCCAACUAAGAUUAAAUACCUUAGAUGAAAGCAUAAAGUAUUAUAUUUUGGUAUCGCCUUACAUUACUAACAAUAAGCUCCAUGAUAUGCCAAAUAUGGAUUUGUCAAAAUUCAAGUGCAAUGUUCUUGUUCUGUUGGUGGACACUCGUUAAAAGCAGUACCAUUCCAGUGUGACCACUGCUGUGUCACUUUAUUUUUAGUUGAGUCAUUUCAGGGUUUUACCUUUGACCAAUAACCUUUAACAGUUAAUUUUGUUUUGACCAGUGACAAUUCAAAUGUUAAAACGUUAGAUUCCUGCAUUACACAAGCUAUAUUAAUCAUGAAAAUUCAGAUUGUUUUUCUUUUUGCAGUGGCAAGCUUUCUUAAGAUUGUUGUAUGAAUAAUGUUAAAAUAACUUUGUUAAUUGUGUCGAUAAUAAAGAUUUUUUGAUUGCAAA